Molecule: messenger RNA, 1789 nt
Organism: Blastomyces gilchristii SLH14081
Lineage: Eukaryota; Fungi; Ascomycota; Eurotiomycetes; Onygenales; Ajellomycetaceae
Exons: 2
Coding region: 27-1673 (548 amino acids)
Biological process (GO): sphingosine biosynthetic process
Cellular component (GO): membrane; intracellular membrane-bounded organelle; cytoplasm
Source: RefSeq, a predicted model, not a curated record
CUCUUUCCCCUCGCGCUUUACCAGAUAUGUCAAUCCCCUCUCUCGGCACCGUGGAUAUCAACCAUGUUUCCUACGACGCGGCUACGAAUAGCCUGACAUGGACAAUGACGGGGGCGGCGGCCGGGGAUGAGGAGGGUAGGACGAGGACGCAUCAUGUCGUUAAGGGAGAGCGAAUCGUUGCUGUCGUCCCGUGCGCUGAGGGUGAGGAGGGGCUUAUGUCGUAUAUAUGGCUGGAGGACUCGGACUCGGACUCGGACUCGGACUCGGACUCUGAUCGGCCUGGAAUACUACGUGAUAAGCAGGACCAGUCGGAGCAUCCUUAUCCUUAUCCGUAUGAACUGAGACGAUUCGAAGCAGCGGGUGAAUGUCCCGCAGCGCUCCGGGAGUUCAUCGGCGGCGGUGGCAGUGGUCCGCAGGCUCGCCCUGAUCAUUUGUACCCCGCCAAAUCAUCACCGGAUAUCACCACCACCGCCCCCGAAUCCACAGACCCCAAUAACCUCCAUAUAAUCAUCUCCACCCUCUCCGGCACCCACCAGGCCAGCGCCUUCUACACAGCCCUCCUCAAACCCCUCCUCGCAACCCUCCACCUCCACGAACACACCGACUACACCCCGCACCCCACCACCUCCCCACACACAAUCACCCAUCUCACCCAGACCAUCUUCCGCCCGCGCGCCCGCCGCGGCAUCGCGCAGACCAUCAUCCUCCUGGCCGGCGAUGGCGGGCUGGUAGAGGUCAUCAAGAGCCUAACGGCCGUGUCUGCCGCUGAAGCCGCGGGGCCGGGCACCGCGCCAGUCUUCGUGCCGCCCGUCGUGGCGCUGGUGCCGAUGGGGACGGGGAAUGCGAUGGCGCAUUCUGCGGGGGUUAUUGGGCCCGGGCGGGAUGAGACGGUGGGGCUGCGCGGGGUGGUGGGUGGGGUGGCGAGGCCGUUGCCGGUGUUUGCGGCGAGGGUGUCUGCGGGUGCGGAUCAUGAUGAUCAUGAUGAUGGUGGCCGUGGUGGCCGUGGCGGUGGUGGUGGUGGGGAGGCGGAACUUUAUGGUGCCGUUGUGCUUAGCUGGGGCAUGCAUGCGUCUCUCGUUGCGGAUAGCGAUACGCCCGAGUACCGCCGUUUUGGGCGGGAGAGGUUCCAGAUGGCGGCGAAGGAGCUGCUGUUUCCGGCUGGGGGAGGGAAGCCGCAUGUCUAUCGGGGCCGGAUCAGUGUCACGACGACAACUACGGAUGCAACUACGGGAGGGGAAAUGCUACGGACGCGCCUGCUUGAGCGGAGCGAGCAUAUGUAUGUACUCGUCACGCUUUGCUCGACGCUGGAAAAGGGGUUUACGAUAUCGCCCUCGUCCAGGCCGCUGGAUGGGAAGAUGUGGUUUGUGCAUUUUGGGCCCAUGGAGGCCGGGACUGUGAUGGAGGUUAUGCAAUUGGCGUACGAUGGGGGUAGGCAUGUGGUGGACAAGGGCGAUGUGGUUGGGUAUGAGGAGGUUGAGGCUGUUAGGAUUGAGUUUUGUGAGGGGGAGGUGGAGGAGAGGUGGAGGCGGAUUUGUAUUGAUGGGAUGAUUGUGGUUGUGGAGGAUGGGGGGUGGGUGGAAGUCAGGAAGGCGAAGAGGGAGGUCAUGAGGUUGGUUGUGCCCGCGGGAAGAGGGUUGGGUGGUGAUAAUGGUGAGAGGAGGGACGUUAAUUAACAAAUGAUGAUGAUAUUUUGGUUUGAGGUUAGAGAGUAGUUGGUAUAGUUGUAGAUCCUUUAUAUACACCAUCGAUAUUAACGACGGACAUCGAGGAGCCUUGGAACGGAGUUUAU